Molecule: messenger RNA, 1557 nt
Organism: Naegleria fowleri
Lineage: Eukaryota; Heterolobosea; Eutetramitea; Acrasida; Naegleriidae
Exons: 2
Coding region: 1-1557 (518 amino acids)
Source: RefSeq, a predicted model, not a curated record
AUGAGCAUUAAUGAUUCAAAAGUUACGACCGACGAACAGGAAGAACAUGAUGCCUUAACGAUGAAGGAAUCCCUCUAUGAGAGGGGGAGAAAGUUUUUAGAUCAAAAGGAGCAAAAACUGAUGAAGGAAAGAGAAAGAAUGGAGACUAGAGGUGAUGAUGAAUGUACUUUUCAGCCGACAAUUUCAAAAAAGGCUAAAAAACUCGUGAGAGAAGAGAGUUUAUAUGAAUUCAAUAACAAAUGGAAAUCAAAAGUAGACCAAAAUUUGGAGGAGAUGCGAGCAAAGCAAGCCCAAAAAGAGGAAGAGCUGAUAUCAGCAAAACCAGCUCCUCUCUCCUUAGUAUCUCAAUUCAUCAUCAUGAAGAAGAUGGAACAGAAAGAAUAUAGUGGGCCAAUUUCGGGAUGGGAAAAAAGGUUUGAUGAGUUUAGGCAAAAGCCCUCUGGUGUGGAUGACGAGCAAUAUGAUUUUUCACCCAAGAUCAAUGAAAAGUCAGCCAUGCUUGCCCAAAAACAUCGGACCGAGCAAGAAGCUUCCUUAGAUACAUUUGAGAGACUCUAUGAGGAUGCAAAGAAAAAGAAAAACGACGAAGAUUCUUCAAAUUUGAAAAAAGAGAAAAGAAAGAACAACACAUCUGAACACAACACAAGCUCCAACAGUACCGAUGAUGAAAAAAACAAAACUAAGGCUUCAGAGACUGAUUUUUACAAAAAGGUUAUGGAGCGUCAGUCCGAAGCAGAAAAGAAAAAAGCUAAGCUAAAGGAGGAUGAGGAGGAUAAAUAUUCGUUUAAACCCCAUAUCAACAGACAUUCCUUAGAUCUUGCAAAGCACAUUGAACGACAGCCCUUGUACUCUCCAAGGAAAUCACAAGAAGAUCACAAUUCCUUCAACGUCAAUGAAGGUCCAAAUGCUCACAAAAAGAAAUUUGAAGUAGAAUCAUUUCUUCAGAGAAGGUUGCAAAAAGAAAAGCAACGUCAAGACAGGAUUAAGCAAAUGAAACAUGAUAUUGAUGAGCUUGAAAUGAAGGAAUGUACUUUCAAGCCAAUUAUUAACCCCAAGUCUCUUGAGCUCGCUUCUCUGUGGAUUGAAUCUUUUGACAAAGAUUUAGAAGAGCUGUAUGAAUUUGAUCCUCGUUUUAACAAUUCAGGAUCUCCAAAACCCUAUCUGAAAAAACAUUCAAGUAAUUAUAUUGAUUACUCCAUAUCUCCAAAACACAACAAUUCGUCAACGCAUGAGAGAAGGAGAACGGUUGACAGCAAAGCAAGCAUGAUUAUUGAAUCACUUUUUGAUGAAUCCUCAGUUGUAAAAGAUAGAACCCCUUAUCGACGUACUCCAACCAGUGCUUCUAAAACCUCUCCGGUUAAAUCCACUGGUACAUCUUCAAACGUCUCACCCAUCGUUUAUUCUGAUUCGAAGAAAGAUGGUAUAAUUACUCCAUCAACUCAGAUGAAACAUAUUGACGAAUUUGACGAUGACGAGCUAGCAUCAAUUGAAAAUGAAAUGCAGUCUGCCAUUAAGGAGUUUGAAGAGUGGAGCCAAUUCGACAAUUUGUCUCUGUAA